AUUUAUUACACACCAAAGUAUAAAACCACCCAGCCGGCUGCAGCUCUCAUCUCCAGAUCUGGCAUUUGCCCGAGGAGAUCACAGCGCCUACAGCCCCCGUCAGCUUCCCAAGGAGACUUUCUGGCUCUGUUGAGAAUCAUGCCGUGGAGGCAGCUCGUCUGUUGGCACCUGCUGGCUUUGCUUUUCCUCCCAUUUUGCCUGUGUCAAGAUGAAUAUAUGGAGGUGAGCGGAAGAGCUAAUAAAGUGGUGGCGCGGAUAGUGCAAAGCCACCAGCAGACUGGCCGUAGCGGCUCCAGGAGGGAGAAAGUGAGAGAGCGGAGCCAUCCUAAAACUGGGACUGUGGAUAAUAACACUUCUACAGACCUAAAACCCCUGAGACCAGAUGAGCUUCCACACCCCGAGGUAGAUGACCUAGCCCAGAUCGACCAGUUCUGGGGCCAGUCCCCACAAACUGGCCCACUGCCCCCAGACUGCAGCAAGUGUUGCCAUGGAGAUUAUGGCUUCCGUGGCUACCAAGGCCCCCCUGGACCUCCAGGCCCUCCUGGCAUUCCAGGAAAUCAUGGAAACAAUGGAAAUAAUGGAGCCACUGGCCAUGAAGGGGCCAAAGGUGAGAAAGGAGACAAAGGUGACCUAGGGCCUCGAGGAGAGCGGGGGCAGCAUGGCCCCAAAGGAGAGAAGGGCUACCCAGGGGUUCCACCAGAACUGCAGAUUGCAUUCAUGGCUUCUCUGGCAACUCACUUCAGCAAUCAGAACAGUGGCAUUAUCUUCAGCAGUGUUGAGACCAACAUCGGAAACUUCUUUGAUGUCAUGACUGGUAGAUUUGGGGCCCCUGUAUCAGGUGUGUAUUUCUUCACCUUCAGCAUGAUGAAGCAUGAGGAUGUUGAGGAGGUGUACGUGUACCUUAUGCACAAUGGCAACACAGUCUUCAGCAUGUACAGCUAUGAAACAAAGGGGAAAUCAGAUACAUCCAGCAACCAUGCAGUGCUGAAGCUGGCCAAAGGGGAUGAGGUCUGGCUAAGAAUGGGCAAUGGUGCCCUCCAUGGAGACCACCAGCGCUUCUCCACCUUUGCAGGCUUCCUGCUCUUUGAAACUAAGUGAAGAGAUGAACGGGACAGCUCAACUUUGGGGAAGACUUGUAGCUGAACUGGUAUUGUUAUAAUCUGGGGAGUAUUAAAGUUGAGGGUUCUGUAUGGUGUAUUUAAAAAUUAUAUUGGUUACACUGCUAAUCAGCUUCUAGUACACCAAUAAUGCUGGUUGAUUCUGGGAUACAGAGGAAUAAACCACAAAAUAGCCUUCCCAGAUGACCUUGAGAAAUUCUCAGCCCUUUUUUAUCAUUCUUCCCCCCAUAUCUAAAGGACUUGUCACCUGAUGCAGGUUGGAAAUAACUGUUCUCAAAGAAGGCAUUUGCAAAGAAUUUUGGUGUUCUGCUUAAAUGUCUCAUCAGCUUUCAGGAAUCAAUGAAGUUUUGAGGGGUUUUUUUGUUUGUUUGUUUGUUUUUUGAGACCAUGUCUCCCUGUAAACUCAGCUACCAUGGAUAUUGCUAUGUAGACCAGAAUGGCCUUGAAAUCAUAGAGAUCUGCUUGCUUCUGCCUCUGAGUGCUGGGAUUAAAGGUGUGUGCCGCCAUGCCUGGUGAGUUCAUUUUCUAUACAUUUUAGAGACUAGCCUGGUUAUGAUAGGACUAGGGCAAGAAUAGGGCACUGGCACUUGCCAGGACCUAAGUAGGAGAAACACUUGUAAAGUGUAGACUUGGAAAUAGCAUUUGAUUUAGUGGGUUUACAUUCAUAAAUAAAGUACAGUGAAGUUUUAGUCAUUCCAGAUAGCUUUGAAAUAGUAAAAAUAUUACAGUUCCCACAAAUAAUUGACUCUUCUUUUUAAAAAAUGUAAAUUAAAUCUUGAGUUCUAAUGGCUUAGACUUUCAGAAAUAGAAUUUUCUCAUGAUCCAGAACUGGGUUUAACAGAUCUGCUUAUUGGGUCUUUCUUCCCUUUGUCAUUGCAUUUCUUUGACUGUAACAUCUUUUUUUUUGACUUUGCAGAACUAGCUGAGGUAAGUUUAGGUUGAUAUAGUACAGAUGUUACCACAUUAUUUUUUUUUCUUGGGAAUUAUCCCAAUGUUAAUACUCUACAUAUACCAUGCUGUAGACAUAAUUAUAUACAGGCAGACUAAUGGAUGCAAAAUAUAAAUGUAUUACAUUUAAAAGACACACAAGAACAUAUCUUGAAUUUUUUUCAAUAAAAAUGAUACCACUUUCUUUAUCAUCCUAUUUAACUAAUGUUCACAGAGCCAGAGAAGUUUUAAUAUGCCACAGUGUUAUAAGAAAUGGUUGUGGUUUUUUUCCCUAACUUUACCCAUAAUCUAUUCACGAAAGAUUAAUUUUGUCAUCAAAACACCUUCAUAGAGUGUGCCAUAAGUUCUGAAGAUGGCACUCACAGCUAGUGCCAUCAACUUUUUUCCUCAGCACUGAGGAUCAAACCCAAGGCCUUUUAUAUGCUAGGCAUGUGUACUACCACUGAGCUAUAUCCCCCGCACCCACAUUUUUUCUCUAAUGAAAGUACCAUUGCAAUGUGUUUACUUUGAUGUUGAAUCAUAUUAAAAAUGUACUAGUGAGAUGCCUAUCUGAAAUGUAUAAUGGAUUCUUUCUGAAGCAAUGAGCCCUUAAUUUAUUUUCUAUCAUGAUUUAAACAUAUACAUGGGAUUUUAAACCACAAAUUUCCUUUAACUUAUCACCCUGCAGCUAGAGUUAGAGAAAGAGAAGUAGGGCUGCACAUUAGCUAAUUUGUUGGCCUCCAUGCUCAUUUAAAUGUUUGACCCUAUCCUUUUAAUCCACAAACUUGUUUAAACUCUUCCUGAAACUACAGGUAAUACUCUUUUAAAGUGAAUGAGUGUUUGCCAUGAUGUUCCUAAUCAGAAAUAUUUUUUGUGUGAUAUGUGCUUCUCCUUCCAGAACUGUGGGGUCAUGAGGUUGAGGUUUACCAUGAUCAAAUGUCAUCAAUAUUUUGCCCAAUUACAUUGCCAAUAGCUAUUUGACUGUUAAAUAAUGACCAAGGAGAUUUCAUCUCUGAAGAGUAAACAUGUUAUCUGAGAAGUGUCUUGGAGAAAUCUUUUAGCCUAGCUUUACAUAAAAUUGUAGCAAGAAAAAUUUCAUAAGCAUAUAUGGAAAUAAACACACUUUUGUUAAUUACA
This is a messenger RNA of Nannospalax galili (Upper Galilee mountains blind mole rat), 3182 nucleotides long. RefSeq names its product C1q and TNF related 3 (gene C1qtnf3). Gene Ontology annotation, molecular function: protein binding. The coding region runs from base 139 to 1098 and encodes 319 amino acids. The record is from RefSeq and is a predicted model, not a curated record. NCBI's taxonomy places the organism in Eukaryota, Metazoa, Chordata, Mammalia, Rodentia, Spalacidae. The transcript has 6 exons.